Molecule: messenger RNA, 1356 nt
Organism: Diabrotica balteata
Lineage: Eukaryota; Metazoa; Arthropoda; Insecta; Coleoptera; Chrysomelidae
Source: the annotation of a GenBank genome assembly
AUGGUGUUAGAAAACGAAUACCAAGCUAUGGAUGAAGAAGUUAUAAACCCUUUGGAUGCCAUACUUGAAUUAGAAGACAGUGACAAUGUCUCCACGGAUGAAAGUUUUGUUUUUUCGGUAUCUACGGAAAAUCUAUCAGAUUUGGAUGAAAUUGAAGUGAUAGAUACUGAUUCCGCCGAAGUGGACAACAAAAUUAUGCAAGUGGAUGAGGUCAAUAAUGUGCGCUUUUUGGCAUACGAAUGUAGAGAGCCAGUUUGUUUGACUCAACAUUAUUAUAUUAUACACAAUCAAAGUCUUUGUCCAUCGUGUUUUUUUGAAACUCUUAGGGGAGUACCAACAUAUAUUCACACGAAUCAUAUAACGGAACAUUCUAGUGGAACUGCGGAUAAUCUGAAUCUGUUAGGAUGUGUAUCUUAUGCGGGGCGACAUACUGCUGAAAACAUUCAAAACAAAAUUCAACGUCUGAUAGCAGAGUGGAAACUAGACAACAGAAUUGCUGCCGUUGUUACCGAUAAUGCGUCAAAUAUAAAAGCUGCUGUGCGCAUUGGUGGUUGGCAAUCUUGGGGUUGCUUUGCUCAUUCCCUAAACUUCGUUACCCAAUCAGCUUUAAAGGAAAUUAGAGAAGUAGUAGAAAAAGUAAAAAAUAUUAUGAAAAAUGCAAUCAUAUCAACUUUGACAGUUUUAAAUAGUUCAGUUACAGAAUAUGUUGAGCCUCUACAAAACGAAGACUGGACUAUUGCUGAACAGUCCAUUAAAGUUCUUGAAAUUUUUAAUUUAGUUACAACUGCCAUAAGUUCUGAGCAAAAAGUUAGUGCUUCGUCAAUAAUAUUUUAUUACACACAAAUUACGAAACACAUGAAUUCAUUUGACAUAAAUACAAUGAUGCCUCAUGUUCAAAAUAUGGUAAAAAAGCUGCAAUUUGAACUAAUACAAAGAUUUUCCGAUAUAGAGGAACAUAGUUUAAUAGCUCAAGCAACAAUCUUGUACCCCAGAUUUAAAAAAUUUGGUUUCAUAGGCCAAAGACAGUAUCUCAAAGCAGUAGAGGCUUUGUACAGAAAGGUAGCCAACACAAAAUUACUCACACAAAAAGAAAACGAAGAGGAAAAUAUUGAACAACCAAUUCAAAAUAUACCGUAUAAGGAAUAUCUACUUCAAAAUUUAUGGAAAGAUUUUGACAAUGAAGUUCAACAGCACCAACAACCAAGCAACCCAACAGCAUCAGCCAUUGUUGAGGUAGACAAAUAUUUAGAAGAGAUCAUUUUACCCAGGAAAGAUAGCUUCGGUAUAUCCCAGGAUCCUCUAUUAUGGUGGCACCAAAGAAAGCAGACCUACCCAAAAUUAUAUCAAAUUAUGUAG